This is a messenger RNA of Solanum lycopersicum (tomato), 498 nucleotides long. The record is from RefSeq and is a predicted model, not a curated record. Lineage: Eukaryota; Viridiplantae; Streptophyta; Magnoliopsida; Solanales; Solanaceae.
AUGGCCAUUGACAUAAAUGUUUACAAGUUACUGGUUAUUGGAGAUUCAGACCUCUUGAUUCAUCAGAUUCAAGGAGAAUGGGCUGUGAAGAACCCGAAGAUUGUAUCUUACGUACAAUAUGUGCAAAAUCUGUGUAAAAGGUUUCGCAAGAUCGAGUUCAGACAUACUCCCAGAAUACAGAAUGAAUUAGCUGACGCUCUUGCCACCAUCGCUUCAAUGAUCAAACAUCCGGAUACGGAUUACAUCGACCCGCUGGAUAUAGAUUUGAAGGAACAUCCAGUCCAUUGUUCACACGUUGAAUCAGAAACAGAUGGUUUACCUUGGUAUUUUGACAUAAAGAGAUACUUGGAGUCUGGGGCAUAUCCAGAAGACGCUACAUCUAAUCAAAAGAAGUCGAUACAUCAUACAUGCUGGAGUUUGUGGUACACAAAUGAACGGGCUUAUUUUAGCAAGAAAGAUUCUUCGAGCCGGUUAUUUCUGGAUGACUAUGGAGAAUGA